Molecule: messenger RNA, 1124 nt
Organism: Drosophila willistoni
Lineage: Eukaryota; Metazoa; Arthropoda; Insecta; Diptera; Drosophilidae
Product: golgin subfamily A member 6-like protein 6
Exons: 2
Coding region: 118-945 (275 amino acids)
Source: RefSeq, a predicted model, not a curated record
UAACCGCGAGCUGGAAUAAAAUGGGGUUUAUAACGACUUUCCGUGUAUCGACCCCAGUAACCGGGGGCAGUCCAUGUCAACCACGUUUUAGGAAAUUCAUUCAUUACUAACGAAAUAAUGCGUCCUAAAAAAUCUAAUUUGGGUCGUCGUACUCGCAACGCAGAAAAAGUGAGAAGAAAUCGUUCGAAUAGGACUGAUGAAGAGCGGGAAUUGGUACGGGAGACGGAGCGGCUAAGGCAAAGGCAGAGGAUUCUUAUGGAAACAGCCGAAAGGCGUGCAGUCAGGCUUGAGCGUCAGCGUUUGCGAGCCCGAAAAUCACGGUCUGCAGCAAUACAAUUGCUUCGCUCGCAAAGAAGUGAACUGCAGCCGGAACAGAACUUCAAAAAGAAGAAACCUAUUAAAGGUUACAAAUGCUCACAGUGCCCAUACGAGAGUGUUUGGUAUCAUAAUGCAAUGAGGCAUCUGCAGGCAAUCCACCGUGGCGAAGGGUCUUUAAUAAAAUUCGAUAAAACCGAGGCUCCGCUGCAGCCGGAUCAGAACGAGAAGCAAGAACUCAACAACGGCUUGGAGGCAAAUUCAAGGGAAGUGUUCCAACCAAAUUCUGAAUUGCAUACAGCUGUAUGGGAGGAGCAGAUAGAGUUUAAGCAGGAACCAGCAUGGCAAAAUACGCCAGAGUUUGAGGAGAGGCUAAAUCUUAGCACCGGGUUAGAGGAAGAAUUCGUUUGGGAACAAAGAGAAGAACCCGAAUUGCAUCGAGAACCUGAGUGGGAGAAGGAGACAGAGUUCAAGCAGGAACCACCGUGGGAGGAGGAGCCAGAAUGGGAGCAGGUAUCAGAGUUUAUUCACGAACCAGAGUGGGAGGAUGCGACAGAGUUUGAGGAGAAGACAGAUGUGGAGUAUGAAAUAGUUUUCCUGGAUGAGAUAGAAGUAAAACAAGAGCUUUAGCGGAUGCAGGCAAUUGAAUUUAAUCAAUCACUAAAUAUGAUUAGUAAAAUUGGAUUUAUCAUGCAAUGAAUUAUAUGACGGUGGUUCCGCUUUGCGUUCUUGAUCGAAUGCAUUUUGAGCACCAUACAAAGCAAAACAGAAGUAACCUAUAAAUAAAUAGAUAUUAAAAUAUACUAUAA